GGGCGGGACGCAGCAGGAUCCGCGGCCGGAGAGCGGCGUCGGCGGAGCGGAGGGUCCCGGUCAGCCGGGUUUAGGAGGCCCAUUCCUCGCCCCCACCUGUAAGGUGGCCAUCAGCCUGGAGGGAUGCCACCCCCGUCGGACAUUGUCAAGGUGGCUGUGGAGUGGCCGGGUGCCAACGCUCAGCUGCUGGAGAUUGACCAGAAGCGGCCUCUGGCGUCCAUCAUCAAGGAGGUCUGUGACGGGUGGUCGCUGCCCAACCCAGAGUACUACACGCUGCGCUACGCAGAUGGGGCCCAGCUGUACAUCACAGAGCAGACCCGCUGUGACAUCAAGAACGGGACCAUCCUCCAGCUGGCUGUUUCUCCAUCCAGGGCCGCCCGCCAGCUGAUGGACCGGACACAGUCGCACAGCAUGGAGGCUCGGCUGGAGGCCAUGAAAGAGCUGGCCAAGCUCUCUGCGGACGUCACCUUUGCCACAGAGUUCAUCAACAUGGACGGCAUUUCGGUGCUCACCCGCCUCGUGGAGAGCGGCACCAAGCUCCUCUCCCACUACAGUGAGAUGCUGGCAUUCACCCUGACAGCCUUCCUGGAGCUCAUGGACCACGGCAUCAUCUCCUGGGACAUGGUGUCCAUCAGUUUCAUCAAACAGAUCGCGGGCUAUGUGAGCCAGCCGACGGUGGACGUCUCCAUCCUGCAGCGCUCCUUGGCCAUCCUGGAGAGCAUGGUGCUCAACAGCCAGAGCCUCUACCAGAAGAUAGCCGAGGAGAUCACCGUGGGGCAGCUCAUUGCCCACCUGCAAGUCUCAAACCAGGAGAUCCAGACGUAUGCCAUCGCCUUGAUCAACGCCCUCUUUCUGAAGGCCCCGGAGGACAAGAGGCAGGAGAAGCUCCUUAACCCGCUAGACCUGCCUUGCACUGAAAUGGCCAACGCCUUUGCUCAGAAGCACCUGCGCUCCAUCAUCCUGGCACACGUCAUCCGGGGCAACCGCCCCAUCAAAACGGAGAUGGCCCAUCAGUUGUACGUGCUGCAGGUCCUGACCUUCAACCUCCUGGAGGAGAGAAUGAUGACCAAAAUGGACCCCAGCGACCAGGCGCAGAGGGACAUCAUCUUUGAGCUGCGCAGGAUCGCCUUUGACGCCGAGUCGGAGAGCAACAGCCUCCCUGGGGGCGGGACAGAGAAGAGGAGAGCCAUGUACACCAAGGACUACAAGAUGCUGGGCUUCAUGAACCACAUCAACCCUGCCCUGGACUUCACCCAGACCCCGCCAGGAAUGCUGGCCUUGGACAACAUGCUCUACCUGGCCAAGUGCCACCAGGACACCUACAUCCGGAUCGUCCUGGAGAACAGCAGCCGGGAGGAUAAGCACGAGUGUCCCUUUGGGCGCAGCGCCAUUGAGCUCACCAAGAUGCUGUGCGAGAUCCUGCAGGUCGGGGAGCUGCCCAACGAAGGCCGCAACGACUACCACCCCAUGUUUUUCACCCACGACCGCGCCUUCGAGGAGCUCUUUGCCAUCUGCAUCCAGCUGCUCAACAAGACCUGGAAGGAGAUGCGGGCCACGGCAGAGGACUUCAACAAGGUGAUGCAGGUGGUGCGGGAGCAGAUCAUGCGGGCGCUGCCCUCGAAGCCCAACUCCCUGGAUCAGUUCAAGAGCAAGCUGCGCAGCCUCAGCUACUCGGAGAUCCUGCGCCUGCGCCAGUCGGAGCGCAUGAGCCAGGACGACUUCCACUCCCCGCCCAUCAUGGAGCUGCGGGAGAAGAUCCAGCCGGAGAUCCUGGAGCUCAUCAAGCAGCAGCGCCUGAACCGCCUCUGCGAGGGGAGCAGCUUCCGCAAGAUCGGGAACCGGCGGAGGCAAGAGCGGUUCUGGUUCUGCCGCCUGGCUCUGAACCACAAAGUGCUUCACUACGGGGAUCUGGAGGACAACGCCCAGGGGGAGGUCACCUUUGAGGCACUGCAGGAGAAGAUUCCCGUUGCAGACAUCAAGGCCGUCGUCACUGGGAAGGACUGUCCGCACAUGAAGGAGAAGGGGGCUCUGAAGCAAAACAAGGAGGCUCUGGAGUUGGCCUUUUCCAUCCUGUACGAUCCAGAUGAGACCCUGAACUUCAUAGCCCCCAACAAAUACGAGUACUGCAUCUGGAUUGACGGCCUGAACGCCCUCCUGGGGAAGGAGAUGGGCAGCGACCUCACCAAGAGCGACCUGGACACGCUACUCAGCAUGGAGAUGAAGCUGCGGCUGCUGGACCUGGAGAACAUCCCCAUCCCAGAGGUGCCCCCGCCCAUCCCCAAGGAGCCCAGCAGCUAUGACUUCGUCUACCACUACGGAUGAUGCCCCACAGCAGCAGAGGCAGGGCCGGGGGGGGGGGGC
Messenger RNA from Lacerta agilis (Sand lizard), 2361 nucleotides. RefSeq names its product engulfment and cell motility 2 (gene ELMO2). Gene Ontology annotation, biological process: actin filament organization; cell motility. The transcript has 22 exons. The record is from RefSeq and is a predicted model, not a curated record. The coding region runs from base 124 to 2322 and encodes 732 amino acids. NCBI's taxonomy places the organism in Eukaryota, Metazoa, Chordata, Lepidosauria, Squamata, Lacertidae.